This is a messenger RNA of Lathyrus sativus (Indian pea), 477 nucleotides long. NCBI's taxonomy places the organism in Eukaryota, Viridiplantae, Streptophyta, Magnoliopsida, Fabales, Fabaceae. The record is from the annotation of a GenBank genome assembly.
AUGUGCAAGGCAGCAGUCAAAGAUGUUAGGAGCAUGAGUGGUUGUGCACUCCUACUAACUUCUUGGGCACUCACACGUAUACCAUUGUUCGCUCCUGUCACUACAGUGGAACCCUCGUAUUCAUAUGCACAAAGAUGGGCGCAAAGAGGAAUGAACUGCACUGCAAAUCCUCGUUUUUAUCUCCAAGGAUAUCGAAACGCAUUGGACCAUAUGCGAGAACACGAUUUUAUAUGGAGACUGUACAUUCAAUAUCCGGUGCCAAGUCUUAAAGAUAGCCAAAUCUGGAGUGCAACAACUUUCCUUAUUUGUUUCUAUACCGUUGAGAUGCAUCAAACGGAUAGGGUAACACUCCAGUUUGGACUAGACCAACAAAUCCCUCCCCCGCCAAGGUGUCUAAGGGAACACCACGCAAUGACUAUGAGAAAGGCACAAAAAGUUAAUUUGCGAGAGUUAAACAAGGAGGAGGUGAGAGACUGA